AGGGCGGCAUAAGCUAACGACCCACAGUCACACUAGGUCGCCGACGCAGGCUCGUCAAAUGUGCCCAUACCAUAUAGUCAUGUGAAAAGCACACAUCACUAACUACCUAAAUAUACAUAUAUUUUUCUAGUCAUAGUUUUACAAAAAUCGAUUCGAAUAAUUUAAUCCAGAAUUGACUAAAUCGUGUCCUGAUAUAAAUUAUACUUGUCGACUGAACUGUAAUUGAUUAACUUUAUUUUUUUUGUGGGUUUUGACUUCGUUUUGUUUUCGUUUCGUUCGUGUCGUGAUCAAAAGCAUUAUAAAAUUCUCUUGGAGGAAACAAACGAAGAAUAGUUGAAGACGAAAAAAUUCUCGGAUAGAACUGAAGAACUGUUUAUAAAUCUCGAAAAAUAUGUUCGGUACAGAAUUCGAAAACUAUUGUGAUUUCAACGAUAGUAUCUGCAGCAACGAUUCCGGCUUCGAUAGAUCUUACAAUGACUCUACAACUACUCCAGUUUCCAACAACAGUACACACACAAAACUUGACAUAUCCGACUUAGGUGUUUCACUUACACCAGUCAAAGAAACAAAUGUAAGACGAAAACUGUUCAAUGACUUCGACUUCACGAGUCCAAUCGACGACUUAGGUGCCUUUGAGGAAAACAUCAAAUCAUCUGUAACAUCCACACCAAAGAAAGAGAGAAAAUUGAAAGAUCCAAACAAGCCCAAAAGGAAAUACGCAAACGGAAAGAACAGAGUGACAAGAUGCAAGAGUCCAACACAAAUUUUAAGAAUAAAAAGGAAUAGGCGGAUGAAAGCGAACGACAGAGAAAGAAACAGAAUGCACAUGCUCAAUGAGGCUUUAGAUAGACUGAGAUGUGUGCUGCCGACAUUUCCCGAGGACACGAAACUUACUAAAAUAGAGACACUCAGAUUUGCUCACAAUUACAUAUUUGCUCUAAGUCAAACAUUAGAAUCACUGAACAAUAUCAACUCCGAUCAAACACAAGUAGCAAAUCCAGCAUUGAACUGUGAUAAACUACAAAGUUAUCAAUUUAACGGAGACAAAGUUACUAAAGAUGCGUUUAGAGAAAUAUUUUUAGUUCCUAAUAAAUCGGAAGGUGUUGGUGAUGGAAGCUAUCGAAAUUUUCAAGGAUACAGCAAACCUUUUCCAAAUGGUUCUAAUUUCAUGCAAACUCCAGAAGGUGUUCUGAUUAACGUUGGCAACGUUACGGUGUCGGUAAAUAAUAAGGGUGGUAAUUGUAUAACUUCAACAACGGGCAGUGGAUUCUUCACGCACCCAGCUAGCUUCGGUGACGACCUUACCCAACAGAACUUCUACCACCAAAGAAAUUAUAGCCAAAAUAACGGAUAUAACGAACAUUUUUACCAUCCACCGAACAAUCAAGAAGAGUACUUUAACCAUAAGAAUUACGAAACGUUCAAGAACGCAUUUGACACUGCGAAAAACCAAAAACGAAUAAAAAUAGAGGAUUAUGGAUCCAAUCACGAGAAACAUGCAACAUCUGUCUACGGAUAUAACGACAUUAACUGUUAUAAUAGCGAUAAUAAUGAUUAUUUACAAAACACAUAUUAUUAUAACGAUCAGAGAUGUUAUAGAAAUUUUUAUAAUCGAACUAACAUGCCUGUUGUUAAUGCUCAAAUAUAAAAAUUAUUCUAGUCAUUUUAUAACAACAGCGCUUUAAGCAAAUACUGAAUAAGAGGUUGUAACUUAAACGGACCAAAGAGACAAUAAGAUUUUAUUUUUUAUAUACGUAAUAAAGUAAUUUAAGUUGAAUUGUAAACAGUCUAAAUCUAGUCAUUGUAUUUGUAAAAUAAAUAUAUUUUUACAUUUUGAAUAUAA
This is a messenger RNA of Bombyx mori (domestic silkworm), 1843 nucleotides long. RefSeq names its product basic helix-loop-helix neural transcription factor TAP (gene tap). The transcript is spliced from 2 exons. NCBI's taxonomy places the organism in Eukaryota, Metazoa, Arthropoda, Insecta, Lepidoptera, Bombycidae. Bases 392 to 1648 code for a protein of 418 amino acids. The record is from RefSeq and is a predicted model, not a curated record. Gene Ontology annotation, molecular function: protein dimerization activity; DNA-binding transcription factor activity, RNA polymerase II-specific; E-box binding. Gene Ontology annotation, cellular component: nucleus. Gene Ontology annotation, biological process: axon development; positive regulation of transcription by RNA polymerase II; sensory organ development.